AUCCGUGCCGAACGCCAUCUUGAAUCCAGUGUAGUUUUCCCCUGAAUGAGGACGGAGAGCCAGCGCUCUGGGUUCGAGGAGGAGGAGGGAGGAAAGUCUCUCGACAUUUAUUAUUCGCAGCAGGUUGGCAGUCGAAAGUGUGAAAUAAUCUUCGAGGACAGUCGACCGAGAAGACUCGUACUUAUCGGAGCUGUUUCUGUGAGCAGGUUUGGAGCGCGUUUGGAAGAAGAUCGGGACGAGCCCGGUCGGUCGGACUGGCUUCGGCUGAUAACGUACUUUUACUCGGCUUGGCUGUGAGCUGAGCUACGUUAGCCUGCUGACUAAAGGCGCUCUGGAAACUAACGUUAACGGUUAUAACGUCCGUUUCGAGCAACACGUCCGCGCUUUUAGCUGUCAAAAGCAGUAUUUCGGCGAACACUUGGCCACUUUUGCGAUGACAUUCUCGUCUGACAUUUAAUUCCUUCUUUUGCAAGCUAGAAUUUGGGACAGUAUAGGUUAAAUGUUGGAUACAGUCGUUGCUUCUCUAUCUUUCUAACACCAGGAGGACGAUAUGGAUUUACCCGUGUGGCCAUCAUCAUCAUCAUCAUCAUCAUCAUCGUUAUUAUUAUUGCCGUCCUCGAGUUGGAGGAAUUAAGGAAAUCUGUCAAUCGAGAUUAAAAGCUGAAUGAGUUAACUUAACCUACAGUCCUCCACGUAUUUUGGCGUUAACUGUUAACGUCGCUGAUACCAGGACUUUGUCAUUACUGAGGAACCUACAUUGAGGUGUCAACCUGAGCAACGUUAGCGUUUUCGCCAAAACGUGAUAUUCGUGAUAUCGCUGGAAACACAUUUAUGACAUUUAUGAACUUGUAAGUGAAGAACUGACAGGAGCAGUUAACGUUAGCCUGCCAGCUAACUUUGUUUUUGUACGUUAAUAUUAUCGCACGUUUCUGAGGUGAAGCGCGAGUCGUUAGUUUGUUUGGUUUUUUGUCGUGUUAAAAUGAAUUCAGUCAGAAAACGUUCCACAUCACGGAGCUAGAUAACAGAAACAAGCUUGUUGCUGUGGCGGUUUGAUAGACAGAAGAACUUUUUAUUGUUUUUUUUUUUAUAUAUAUCCACGUUCACGUCUUCAUCCAAACAAGCCGCGAAGCCCUGAACUGAGUAUGUUUUCUCUCGGCGGUCCGGAGAGCCUCCAAAGCCGGAGAGGAGCCGGUCUGCUGGGGAAGAAGCUCCCAGCCUCCUGCUGAAAGACUCUCUGCUGCUGUGUUUGUGUUCGUUCAUUGACGUUUGGGCAGCUUUUGCACGGACAUAAAACACCGACUCGUGCUCUUUUUAGGAUUUAUUCCAGUGAAGGAAUCCGCCUGGGGGACUGAGCAUGGGGUCUGCAACCAAACUCGCAUUCGCCGUGUUCCUCAUCUCCUGCUCCUCAGGAGCCAUCCUGGGCCGCUCAGAAACCCAGGAGUGUGUGUUCUACAACGCGAGCUGGGAAAAAGACCGGACAAAUCGUAGCGGAAUCGAGCCGUGUUCUGGAGAAAAAGAUAAACGGCGACAUUGUUUCUCCACCUGGAAGAACAACUCGGGAACCAUUGAGAUCGUCAAACAGGGCUGUUGGCUUGAUGAUGUCAACUGUUACGACAGCACUGAGUGUGUGGAGAGGAAGGACAGCCCUGAUGUGUUUUUCUGUUGUUGUGAGGGGAACAUGUGCAAUGAGAAGAUUUACUACAGCCCGGAUACACAAGCUGUUCAGACCACGUCGAACCCCUUCACGCCGAAGCCGGAGCUUUUUAACACGCUGCUCUACUCCCUGGUGCCCAUCAUGGGCAUCGCUGCCAUCCUGCUCUUUUCCUUCUGGAUGUACCGCCACCAUAAGCUGGCCUACCCGCCCGUGCUGGUGCCCACACAGGACCCUGGGCCAACUCCCCCCUCCCCGCUCCUGGGCCAGAAGCCACUGCAGUUGCUCGAGGUUAAAGCCAGGGGGCGCUUCAGCUGCGUGUGGAAGGCACAGCUACUCAGUGAAUACGUGGCUGUGAAAAUCUUCCCCAUACAGAAUAAGCUGUCUUGGCAGAAUGAGUAUGAGAUCUACAGUAUUAGUGGGAUGAAACAUGAGAACAUUCUCAGCUUCAUCGGAGCUGAGAAGAGAGGAAACGGCAUGGACAUCGAGCUGUGGCUCAUUACAGCUUACCACGAGAAGGGCUCGUUGACUGAUUACCUGAAGGCUAAUGUGGUGUCCUGGAAUGAGCUGUGUCACAUAGCGCAGACUUUUGCUCGAGGUUUGGCAUAUCUGCACGAGGACAUCCCUGGACUGAAGGAUGGUCAUAAGCCCGCCGUUGCCCACAGGGAUAUUAAGAGUAAGAAUAUACUGCUGAAGAGUAAUCUGAGUGCCUGCAUUGCUGAUUUUGGCCUUGCUCUCAAAUUUGAGGCAGGAAAGUCUGCAGGUGACACACACGGACAGGUGGGCACUCGGCGCUACAUGGCUCCGGAGGUGUUGGAAGGAGCUAUAAAUUUCCAGCGGGACGCCUUCCUGAGGAUCGACAUGUACGCUGUGGGGCUCGUGCUGUGGGAACUGGCAUCCCGCUGCACUGCUGCUGACGGUCCGGUGGAUGAAUACGCAUUGCCAUUUGAAGAGGAGGUGGGGCAGCACCCGUCAUUAGAGGACAUGCAGGAAGUCGUUGUACACAAGAAGCUCAGACCAACUUUGAGAGAGUACUGGCAGAAGCAUACGGGCCUGGCCAUGCUGUCUGAGACUAUAGAGGAGUGUUGGGAUCACGAGGCGGAGGCGCGGCUCUCCGCCGGCUGUGUGGAGGAACGCAUCAUCACUAUGCAGCGACAGACCAACCUCAUCGCCCCUGACGACAUCCUCACCGUCGUCACCAUGGUGACCAACCUGGACUACCCACCCAAAGAGUCCAGCCUAUGAUGCAGCUCAUCGUCAGCCAAUCGGACUCCGGCAACAGGACAACACCGUUGUGUGAGGUGUGAACUGGCGUAUAUCAGGAGCACCUUCAGCACCAGGUGUGAGACGCUUUACUCAUUGUAGACUCCCGUGCACUUCUGGAGAGAAAAAGAAAACACUUGAAAACUGAUCAAAAAACUCACACACAAAGGACCUUCACAAUGGAGGCUCACGGAAGUCGCCGUUUGCACCACAACUGUUUUUUUCUACAAGCGGAAGACUCGCUGACGUUUAUGGUUUCUUUGUUUUCUUUUUCUUUUUAAAGAGUGAAAACUUUUAUCACAAGAAAAAAAAACAUUGAUUUUAGUAUAAAAAGGGCAUCACUCUUUAAACUAUAUUUGCUUUUUUUUUUCUUGGCGUGUUUCUAUGAAUGAUUAUUGUAAUGCCAAUAAGAAACCGCUUCUGAAUGUCCAGUGUACUACUGCUCAACACACAAACACACACACACACACACACACACACACACACACACACACACACACACAGUAGUCAGAUCUACUGAGGAAUCAUUUCACAGCGCUGCAUCAGAUCAAGCAUAGACCUCCCUGAACCAGGUAUACCUCAGUCCGCCAUAUGCUCCUUUUCAACUCUGUAACGCAGAGCAGAGAGCCGGUCUCGCUGAGAGGCAGCUGGCCCAGCUCGAGCUGAACAGGAUCCAGCCAAAUACACACAGCCAUACUCGCCGGCCUCGGGGAACUUCUGAGUGUUGGAGUUUAUAAAAUGCAUCAGUUUGAACCGUUUGAGUCAAACAGGAGCCAGCAAACAUCAUUUGAAGAGAGACGAAUUGAAAUUCAUGAAAUUCGAUCCACCACUCUUUUCAGUAACCUCACAGGAAUCCUCUGUCUUUUCAGUGAGGCAUGCAGGAGUUCCUGAACUGGUAAUAUAUCGUUGCAGUCAUAAAAACACCUGAAAACUUAUUUCAUUUUUACGUUUUAUUUUAUGUGCUUUUAUUGAUUCAACAAGAAAGAUGUCACUUUGAUGCCUACCAUGUCCAGUCUGGGGGCAGCACAGCAUCAACAGCAGAGCAGUGGGGAAUUAAAAAGCCUUCUCCAAGGCCACAACCAGAUAUAUUCAGUUCUGGAAUUUGAACCCACAACCUUCUGGUUGCUGGUUCACCUUUUCUAUCACUAGGCUACUAAUAGAAAUGGUCCACAAAGUGAUGUCAUUUAAAAAAGGACAUUUGUGAGUGUGAAGAACAAAAAGAAAACUAUUUAAAAAGUUUAAAGUAGUUCUUCUACAGCACUGUGCAGUAUUGGGCCCUUUUGCCACCUUUUUAAGAAUGUCCUUGGAAUAAAAUCUUGUUCCUGCCACGUAGAUUAAAGUUAAGAACAAAUUUUCUUUCUCCUGUAAAGUUGUAGAAAUAUGGGGCCGGUUUUGUGGCCAUGGAUUAAGUUGAGUAUUGGGCUAAAUUAUAAUGCCGGUGGUGUUUCACCAUUAAAAUUCCAAUUUCGCCUAGGCUUAGGCUUAAUCUGGGUUUGGGAAACUGGCCCAUGAGUCCUUACAGGAAAGUCUGUUCACUCAGCGGCUGUCUUGGCAAUGUUUCCGGGCAGUUAUUUCCACUCAUACAAGACCAGGCUCCUGUCUCUAUGAUUGGAGAGAGAUCUAUAAACCCCAGACUGACAGUUUCAACGUAUUUGAAAUCACUGAUAAAAUCUGACCAAAAAUAGCGUAAAUAGUUCGUAGCUUUGGCUCAAGUAAUCCACAAGAAUGUGUUUUUUCAGGUUGUUCUGGCUACUGCAUGUGCGCAUCCCCUUAACAAGGCUGGACUUUACACACUUAACACCUUCAAAGCGAUUGGCUGUUGCCUGGCCCUUUAAAAACUUGCUGUAUUAAUAAUGCCAUGUUAGAUGUUACACGCUAUCCCAUUCAUUUCUCAACCAGUGAAUUGUCUCUUCUAAUACAGUGUCUUCAUGUGGUUUUGUUAUGACUGCAACAAUAUAAGGUAAAAUGUUGUGACAAAUUGCCUGAACAGGAUGAAAUAAUAAUGACUUUCAAGGCAGUAGAUUCAGUGUUCCUUCAUUAUUCGUUUAUUUCAGCUCUGUUUCCUUCAAAGUUUGUUUCCUUCUGGCCUUGUUGAUUCAAAUCACAACCAAAAAUGCAUUAAUUGAAUCAGUACUGUUGUAGCAUUUUAGAGAACCGUUCUGACCCCAGCCCUUACACACACACACACACACACACACACACACACACACACACACACACACACACACACACACACACACACACACAAAUCGAGUGUUUCUGCCUUUCCAUGUCGCUCCACAAUAUUGGUUUUCUUUCUUCCUCUUCUGUCUGUCGUAUUUGAAGCAUUUUAGAUGUUGUUAUUUAGGAACUGAGUGAAUGAAGUGGUGCUGUGCCUGUGGAGAGUGAAAAGUGGAAUUGUGGGUACAGUCUUUUGGAGAGAUCUUCAGUUAUUGUGAUUGAUCAUCUGUAUUUCUCCCCUUUUAAAUAGCAAAGUUUGAUUUUCUUAUAUAUUCAUUCAUUCAUACACACAGAGCUCACCGGUAUUGUUUUUCCUGAAAUCUUCAUUUUUUUAAUUUGGUAAUACACCUCAGGUAACCUCUCUCUCUCUCUCUCUCUCUCUCACUCUCUCACUCUCUCACUCUCUCCAUCCUGGUGCCAUUGAAACUCUAGCUGCUUUGAGUCUUUACUGCAGGCCGUAUAUAGCUGCAGUAGUUGUUCUGUCCCUGAGCUCCACUCUCUCCUGGUCUCAGCUCGCCUUUCCUCAUCCUCCAUUCAUCCUCCUUUCUGGAGCUCGCUUCAGUCUUUCAUUUCUAGGGCUGUAAAUCCCUGAUGUCACAGUGAUUCAGUUUGAUCAAGAUUCUUCAUGAAACGAUUCAGUGAUUCAGAUUUCACCACAAUUUGAUUCAGUGUUUGCAGUGCAUGCCUCACAAUUGGAAAAAUAAAUCGUUCAGUUCACUUAGAGGAGCACCACUAUUUUAAGAUUUACGUUUUGCGUUUAUCCCAACAUAACAUUCCUAAACCAGUCAGAGCAAAACCGAAAGUUGCCAAUUCCAUUGCUUUUUCGCAGGUUACAGGCAGGCCUAGGAAAACAGUAGGAAAGCUGUUAGACGCGGCAGUUGAGAAUUAGUAAAUUGCUCCACAAUAUUAUUCACCAAAGGUUGUUAUGAUCAAACUAAGUCCAAAUACAGUGUCAGUGUUAAAUUCCCCAUUUAAAUAUGCAUAGACUUCUAGCUGUAUAAAUGGUUUUUCACAUUAUGACACGAUACAAAACAAAUCAUGUGAGAGCACAGCAGAGCUGUUGUCUACUUACAGGUCAAAUCUAUAGCCUAAGCACAAAAAUUUCACAUGCAUGUUAUAUAAAACUAUAAAAUUAUUCAUUGACAAAAUCAUGCUUGACAUGAUGUUCCAAAAACAUUUGGGAGUUUGGAGGUAAUAAAUCAUAUGGUUUGUGGGCUACAUUGAAUAAAAAAUUAACAUUGCUAAACUUCAAAAUAACGAUUCUGUUCCCCAACAGUUGAAGCCCCAGGGAACCUAACCUCGUUCUUGUGGGCACACAAUAUACAUGUACACAGGAUGUCCUAUGAAUAACAUCCCAAUGACCAAUAAAUGGCUGAUUGGUAUUUUGCCAACAUUCUCCUCUUUCGAUGUAAACUGGGCAGUCCUAAUCUUGGCUAGUGCGUAUGUAAACUAGAUACCCACCAAUCACAAGGCUGAUGAGGUUUGUCCAGCCCACACAGUGUUCUCUAUGUUCCCCAAUCAUCUCUUCUCUCUGUUCAAGUUGGAGAAGCUUAGCGGGAGAAAGCUAAACACCAAGCGAAAGCUAAACUAGCAAGCACAACUGAACUGUCAAGAACAUCCAUUUGUCUGUUUGUUUGGUCAACCGGCCAUGCCACAAUUCACUGGCCACACAUCCAGCAGGAAAGUCAAUAAGAACGUUACCUUCUUUAAGACUGAACACAGUGGGGAAAACAUGACCUGUACUUUCUCUGUCCCCAAAAAACGUUUUUAAUCUAGAUUUUUUUUCUGUAUCAUUUGAGUUCAGCAGCUGACCAUUGUCCCAAAAUCUUAUAUAAAUUUUUAUAUAUACAUAUAUAUAUAUAUAUAUAAAAUAUAUAUCGCUAUGUAGAGCCUCUUUCCACUCACGCUUUUGUGUUUAGUUUUGUUUCAGUGCAGGUUGAGCAUGUUAGACUCAUGGCUGUCAAUCAUGCAUACUCAUUAGCAUAUUAGGCCACGCCCACAUAGAGUUUAAAUAGGACUGAUGGGUGAUUUUUCAGCUGUGUUUGAUUAUAUUUCUGCCUUUUUUUCUCCUGACAGAUGUUCAGCUGAAUUUUAGUAUAAUACAAACAUGUGUUUUACACUUUGUUACCCUGGAACUUCAGAACUGAUUUCAGUUGCAUUUUGUUUUUAGCAAAAUUUUGCUUCCGUUUUCUCCUCAAACCAGUUUGGAGCCCUGUUUAAGUACAAUUAGGUAUCACACCGAAUACCCUAAUGCGACUGAGCAAACCAUCACACAGACCGUAAAAACAACACCACAGACGUUCUCUUUUAGUUGGAUUUCCUUUUUCCAAAUAACUAAAAAAACGAGCUCAAACUUUAUUGAAUAUUAUUAGAAUCAUUUAUAAUCAUUUCCACCACUCCAAAAUUCAGAUUGAUGUUUUUUUUUUACACUCUUAUUUGUCUCCCUUAUCUCACUCUGCCUCUGUUUCCUCUCUCUCUUGCUUUGUUUCUCUCCCUCUCCAUAUGGAAACACUACAUCAGUAUUCAGGGAUUCAGCACUAUGCUUUUGCAGAGGUUACAGUAAUUAUGCAAUCAUACCAGGUGCGGCAGCAACUUUCUGUAACUGUAGCAUUUUUAAACUCUCAAUCGGGCUGCUUUGGUUAUUGUUAUUUAUUUUCAGACGUACCUGAAGGGGGACAGGUGCCAACUCUUCAAAACAUAUGCUAAAAUCACACGUACGCAUACGACUGCUUCUCAAAGGACAACAGACACAUGAACACUCAACUACACUGAACCAGACUAAAACACAUGUUGCUCUUCACGGAGGGGUUUCACGGAGAAAGAGGGGCUGGAAAGAAGCGUUGACGUUACUGCGGCGUGCGUGUAUGUGCUUCUGUAACCUGUUGGAGGAGCAACAGGAGCGUUUGGAGGUUAUUGUGCUGUGAAACACACACUAGGCAGGAUGGUGUCCUUGCGUUCGUAAGCCAACAGAUUUGUCAGCGGGCAAAUAAGCUACUGGUGUACAGAGGGACAGACAUACACAUUAAACGAGCCUGCUAAUGUUUCCUUUUUAACGAAUGGCCCCAUCUGCGAGCAUCCGGCCUCACGGACCUGCACAUAAUUGUAAAUACAGUGUGAAUGUUGUAUGUAGAUUAUCAAUAUAGCAUGAGGUGGGUUUUAUUUUGAAAAAGGAAAAAAAAAAAACAAAGAAGAAAAAAAGAAAGUCAUUUUUAAAGGAAAUAUUCCAUAGUAAGAUGUUACUGUUUAUUUUAUAUAACUAGAUCUGGAAUGUAUUAAUUUAUGUCAAGCCCCAAAACAAAGUCACUUAAAGCCCUGGUUGUGAUUCA
Colossoma macropomum (tambaqui) is the source of this 8460-nucleotide messenger RNA. It is a transcript of the gene acvr2ab, whose product is annotated as activin A receptor type 2Ab. Gene Ontology annotation, molecular function: ATP binding; activin receptor activity; activin binding. The coding region runs from base 1355 to 2896 and encodes 513 amino acids. The record is from RefSeq and is a predicted model, not a curated record. Gene Ontology annotation, biological process: cellular response to growth factor stimulus; protein phosphorylation; activin receptor signaling pathway. Gene Ontology annotation, cellular component: plasma membrane; activin receptor complex. Lineage: Eukaryota; Metazoa; Chordata; Actinopteri; Characiformes; Serrasalmidae. The transcript is spliced from 11 exons.